This is a messenger RNA of Ictidomys tridecemlineatus (thirteen-lined ground squirrel), 6666 nucleotides long. RefSeq names its product zinc finger BED-type containing 3 (gene Zbed3). NCBI's taxonomy places the organism in Eukaryota, Metazoa, Chordata, Mammalia, Rodentia, Sciuridae. Gene Ontology annotation, molecular function: DNA binding. The record is from RefSeq and is a predicted model, not a curated record. Gene Ontology annotation, biological process: regulation of transcription by RNA polymerase II.
AUUCUAGGCUGGUAGUAUGUGGAGGAGGUGGAUCACUGGGGUGUGCCUUUGGGGUAUAUAUUUUGUAUCUGGUGAGUAGAGUCCCUCUCUGCUUCCUGUUAGUUAUGUCCUGAGCCACAUUCCUCUACCAGACUCUUCCACCAUAAUUUUCUGCCACAUCUUGGGCCCAGAGCAAUGGAGCCAGCCAUCUGAGGACUGAGACCUCUGAAGCCACAAGCCCCAAGUAAAUUUUUCCCUCUCUAAAAUUGUUUUUGUUGAGGCUUUUUUGUCACAGUGGCAAAACAGCUAACUAAAACACCUUGCCUGAGCUCAUAUGCCUGAGGAGCCAAGCAUUGUUUUAUAGUUACUUUUUAUUUAUAUAUAGAUCCUGCCAUACACACACACACACACACACACACACACACACACACACACACUCUGCCUAAAAGUAUGCAUAUGAUCAUAUGCAUAAGUACCUUUUUUUCUUUUGCUUUUGUGUCUCCCUCUUCCUCUUUUCCCUCCUUUCAUAUCAGCUACCACUACAUCAAAUCAGGUUCUCCUUCCUUGUUUUUCUUCAUAUAUAUUUAUACAGAUGGGCCCCAACUUUCAAUGAUUCAACUUAGGAUUUUUUCGACUUUACAAUGAUGUGAAAGUUAUGUGCUUUUGAACAACCAAUUAAAAAAAAAUUUAAAAAGACAUUAAAAUAAAACUUGUUGGAAAAUUAAAAAAAAAAAGUUAUGUGCAUUCUGUACAAACCAUACUUUGAACUUGACCUUUUUCUGGGAUAGCAAUGUGCAGUACAAUACUCACGUGAUGUGGGCAGCAGCAAUAGCUGCAGCUCCCAGUCAGCCAUAUGAUCACAAAGGGUAACAACUGAUACUCUACAGUGUACUGCACUGCUAAACUAGGAUGUUGAAUGAGCUAAGUAUAUUAAAUGCACUUUCUGCUUACAAUAUUUUCAACUUAUAUUCAUUGGGAUGUUACCCCAUCUCAAGUUGAAGAGCAUUUGUAUGUUGAUAAUUUCUAUACAGAUGUAUUAUUUAAUGAGGUCAUUUUAUACACACUUUUCUACAUUUUGCUUUUCUGUCUGAACAGUUCCUCCAGAAAUUCCUCUAGGACAUCUGGCGGAGCUUCCCUCCUUUUAAAUGGGUACAUAAUAUUCCCUGGUAUGACCAGAUAGUAUGAGCCCAGCCACUGUGAUGUUAAGCAUUUCCAUGUUUCUUUUUUGCUGUUCUUAAUAAGGUUUCAAUAAACACCCUACCACAUAUGACUUUGUAUAUUGGUGCUUUUAGUUUUACAGAAUAGAUAUUAUAUCUAUUUUUAAUUAAUAUGGAAAUUAUCAGAUUGCAUUCCCCAAAGCUGUCAUAUCUUCACUAAUAAUGUGUGAGUAUGUUCUUUUCUCAGCUUCCCUUCUAGCAUUGGCUGGUAAACCUCUUCACUUUUGUUAGAAUGAUGGAUACAAAAUGAUCUUACUGUUAUUCUUAUACAAUCUCUCUGAAUAUGAGAUGUGUGUUUUUACAAGUUUCCCGGCCAUUUGAGUUCAUUCUUUGAUCAUCUGCCUGCUAUUAUUUCUUGCCCAUUUUUCUAUUUGGUGGCAUGUUUUGUUCAUGUCCGUUUGUGAGAGCUUUCUGCAUGCUCUAUUAUGACUCAGGAGUUUCCCAGACACUCUCUUCCAAGUUAGAUGGCUGAAAAUAGGAUCAGUUGAGAUGACUUCAAGGAUGUCUUGUAGAGCUGGGCAGGCUGUAUGACUGUGAUCGUCAACUGUGGGUCAUUCUUUGGAUACUGAGUCUGAAAAGAAUAUAUUGAGCCAGAAUGCAGCCCAGUGUGGAGGACUGAGAAGGUGAGGCAGUCUCAUACCAUACUGCUUUCUACUGGUUAAGACCUCCAACAGCGAAGGGUUGCCCAGGCAGAGGAUGUCCCUCUGCCAACUUCGGAGGGGCAGCACUGUGCUGGCCGACAUUUGUGGUACUGCUUGUCCGUGGCUCAGAUGAGGCUUUCCACUAAAUCCACAAGGUCAUGACAGUAAAAUCAGUGCUUCUCACUUUCUGCCCAUCUUAACUCUUAUAAUAGAUAGUAUUCACACAGGUGACACUCCUCUGGAUAUCCCAGAAUUUUCAAGAAACCAAGAGACAACUUGCACAGAGGUGAAAAGCAUGAUAGAAAUGGGUCACCUCUGGCACUCUUAGGGGAAAUAUCAGCAAAGAUGACUCUCAGGCUUUGGCACAGAGAAUCUGCAGGUUGCAUACAGUUUCCAGCACCUACCUCAAGAAAGCAUAUCAAAAUGCAAAACAGUAGUCUUGAUGUUACUGAAAAAGUUUAAUUUUUUUAAAACUUAUGAAAUAAAUCACAGAAAUUCAUUGCAACACUACCUCCACUUUUUGUAUAUACCCAUUAAUUAAAAAAAAUAAAGAACUACGGAAAGAUUAUACACAAUGUAAAAGGAAAUGGAAUUCUAAAAAGGAAAAAAGCACAGAAAAUUUGAGGAUUAAGAAAAAUGUUUCUAAUUCUAAAAUCUUGUUCUGUUUACCAACCAUAAUUGUUACCUUUCUUGAAAGUAUCUUAACCUCUCAUCCCACCUACUCCUACCUUCAGGACUUCAGCAAUUUAAUAAAUCCCUUGAGGGAAAUGUAGGAUUUUAUUUCUAAAGAACUUUUACUUAUCAUGAAUAACCACAUUUAAAUUAAAUCAUGUGUAUCAGAAGAUGCAUAGCCAUUUUUUAUGCUAGAAGAGAUCAAAUAUUUGUCUUUUAUGAUGAUUCUGAUAGACUAUCUUUUUUCAAUGUGAGAGAGCUGCUAAAUGGCAUGAGUGGACUUGCUUGACGCUGCAGAAGGAAUGGAGUGAGGAGCUGGCUGUGACCAUGGGAGAAAGCAGUAAGCAAGACGACGCGGAAGCACCCUGUGGCGGGUGUGCGGGUCUGCCCGUGGCGCCUCCCGGCCUGCUGGGAGCGCCAUACUCCGAGGCCUGGGGAUACUUUCAUUUGGCCCCGGCACGUACAGGGCACCCGUCAGGCCAUUGGGCAACCUGCCGGCUCUGCGGAGAACGGGUGGGACGUGGCCCUGGCUUCCAGGCGGGAACCUCCACACUGUGGAAGCAUCUGAAGAGCGCGCACCGCCGGGAGCUGGAGAAGAGCGGCGCCGGGUGCUCACCGCCUACUCCACCCUGUCUGCUGCCGCCCUCCAACCCGGCCGCAGAAGGUGACUGGGCAAACUUGUUAGAGCAGAUGUGUGCGCUGGCAGUGCGCUGCAGCAGACGGGAGCAGGAGCUAGAGCGGCGCGAGGCAGCGGUGGAGCUGGGUGAGCGCGCCCUGGAGUGCAGGCGCAGGGAGCUUCAGGAGCAGGAACGCGCCGCGGUCCGAGCGCGCCUUGAGUUGCAGGCUGAGCGAGCAGCUCUGGAGGCGCGGCUGGGGGAGCUGGCGGAGGUGAGGCACUGCGAGGGCUCCCAGCACUGGGCCGCUGCGUGGCCCCUGCCUUUCAAAGAGGAGGCCGAGGAGGGAAGGGACGAUGGGUGCGUUGUCACGAAGGUCCUGCUGUAGAGGACCUUGGUUACUUCCACCAGCGCGUGGCAGCGCUCCUGCAAGUGGGACUCGGACCAGUGCUCUCGACAUCUCCUGGGCACAGAAUGAAGUGUCGCUGCCACCAAAUGUGGGCCUUCCACGCGAUUCUGAUACCAGAGUAGAACCAAAACCAUUUAUUCUCCAGGUACCUGGGAAAGAGCCCCUUUGGCUUCCUGUGCUGUCAGGCUUUGUCGGGCACAGGAAUGGAGUUGCAUAGCAGAGGAAAACAGCCCUAGUCACUCCAGUGCAGGGCCACUUAGGACUGGUGACUAAAAGGACAGAAGCUUUUUUAUACACUAAGGACUUAUUAUACUAUGUGCCUAUAUACCAUACCAGCCCAAGGAGAGGGCACGGAAAUGAGGAUAAAAGCUUUUACCCAGAGGACAGACAGUUUUACUCAUCAAAUGCAUAAGGUUUGCCCAGUACCAAGUUGUGGGAGAAAAAAAAAUGCUCUUUAGAGUUCUCUAUAUUUAUUAUCUCUAGAACUUAUCAGGGCUGACCGCCCAGUUUUAUUCCCUGCCUCCACUUGUUCAACCAGUGCCAGGUGCAACCUGUUUCACCUUGCUGUAUUCAAAUCCAGUGGCAGGUAUUGUACUUUUCCCCUUCCUGCCACCAUAAUAGCAAGACAUCUUAUCACUAGGAAGAGCAGUUCCUUCCCCACAUCUUCAUGGACCUCACUUCUGGGCCAAAACAGAAAGCAUCCUUCCAUCUAAGGCUACAUCUUCCUGCCAUGUCUUCACACCCUUUCUUUUCCAUACAGGUGUUUGCUCUCCUAGCAUUCUUCCCUUUCCUAAGUAUCUUCCUCAGCUAUGUUCAGUUUUUCUGUACUGAAAAAAUUCAGCCCAGCAGGGUCAAGUAAUCCUUGCUGCUUCUACUUCCUCCCCAUUUAUUACUUCUUCACUGCCGGUCGGCGUUCCAUGCAACAUUCCACUCUUUCCAAGCCACUACAAUAUGAUUUGUAUUCAGUCUUAUUUUGAUUCGUCUCUCCCUUUUAUAAUCCCUUCUUUGGUAGGUGGAACCUGCUUUUCCUCCAAAGAAUUGCUUUUCCUGGUUGAGCUGGUUCCCAAAUAGUUUUUCCUCAGGCCUCCUUUGUACUCAUUAAUAUUGAAAAUCUCCAUCAGGGCAAAGUUAGUAAAAUCAAUACCCCAUAUAUAUGUACCCUCUACCUACAUUGAACAAUUGUUAAUAUUUUGCCUUAUUGACAUUUCCUUCUCUGUGCCCUAUGCAUGUGUAAACAAUAUUCCACCCAAAAGAAUUUCAGUAUGUAUUGCCCAAGAAUGAAGCCACGAUUACAGUAACUUUUCUAUGGCCUCUAAUAAAAGUCCUGAAACAAGAUGCCCCCAUUGUAUGAAGAAUCACUUUUUUUUUUUAAAGAACAAGGUCCGAAGUCCAUGCAUUACUAUUAGUUAUAACUUACAUCUCAUAGUUUAGAACAGCCUCCUGAUGAUUCUUCCCCCAUGACACACUUUUUGAAGCUUCUACCUAUAUUCUGUAUUUGGCUGAUUAUUUUCCAGGACGAUUUCUAUUCUAUACUCCUUGCUCAUCUCAUAGAGCUACAAUGAACUGUCCCAGCAACUCCUAUCUCUAGGCUCAACUGGGUCUAACCCUUCAUGCCCAGUCCCAUUAUAUGUCACUUGCCCCUAUUUGCAAAUCUUCCCAUCACAAAUGGAAGGCGGAAACUAUUCAACUGCAUCCUUUCACAAAAAGCUAAUAUUUUCUAGGCACUUAAAGUAUACCAAGCACAUAAUACACAUUCUACAUGUAUUAUCUCACUUUAUUCUUACAGCAGCUCCAUGGGGGAGACAUUGACACUAUAUUUUACAAAUAAGAAAAGGGAGAUAAAGGGGUUAAGUAGCUUGUGCAAGAUCACAGCUAGUGAGUAGGGAUCGGAUCCAAAUGCAAUAAGUCCUUCAGGAUGCAAUUCUCCUUCCAGAGAGCUCCACAUCCCUCUUAGUCACUGGGAUAGACACCUAUUUCCUUCCUAACUCCAUUUUUAGUUACUGAGUAACUGGAAUUAGUGACAUGAACAUUUACUGAGCAUUUACCAGGUUUCACAGCUGGGCUAAAUACCUUACAAGAAUUAUUCUGCAGCACAGCAACUCCAUGCAUACACCCAUUUUGUAGAUGAGACAGGCUCAGAGGACUUAAUGUCUUCAUAAUCAUAUAACUGUUAUAAAGCAGAACAGGAUUUGAACUUCAAGCUCAUUGACUCCUAGGCACUUGCUCUACUAAGUCUAUUUCUGUAAAAUAUUGCUCCUGCCUGCCUUCUGUCGUCAUGACUCAGAACUCAUUUGUCAUUCAUCUGGGAUUCAUCUUACCAUCCUUGUUUUCCCAUACCACCUACUACCUAACACCAUGGCCAAAAAAUUGUCUGCCCGAGGUUAAUGUUGAUUACAUCAAUUUUCCUGCUAAAAAAUUGAGAUCACACAUCACUUGCUUAUUAUAGCAAACUUUGUGGCCUUACAUUCUCUUCCUCCUCCCCCACCCUGUGCCAGUCUUAUCUAUCCCCUCCCCUACAUGUACUAUAUGCUCCAACCAAACUGAACUCUCUUCCUGACAUGCCCUGAUCUUGACAUCUCUGUGCCUCAAUCCACCUUCCCUCCACUUAAACCCCUUCAAUCUGAGAAUGAAAAAUCCUACCCAAGAAUGGGGGUAUAGUUUCACGAUACUGCCCUAACCAAGCAUGUACAAGGUCCUGGUUUCAAUCCCCAGCACCUCAAAAAAUAAAUAUUAUCCCCGUUUUCCACAAAAUUUGCUUUGAUCUCUCCUUAUUGAGAGGCAUUUUCUUACCUUCUUGGAUUCUGCUAAGCAUUUUGUGUCACAACUCUUCAUUUAGCACAUGGCUGUGUGGGUUCUUGUCUUACCAACCCUGUCAGACCCUGAGCCCUUGGGAUAAGUUGUUCUCAAUUCUUCUACUCUUACAGUGCCUUGCAAAUAAUAGAUGCUCAAUAAAUAUUUGAGGUAUGGAAUCCACUUGGUUUAAGACUUUUACAAGUUAGUUUUCCUGUCAUCGGUAAUAUGAUUCUUCUUGUCUUUUAUUCUCUGAGUAUAAGUCCUAACAGAAAAGAAAAAAAAAAAAGCCUAAAAGGAAGUAGCAAUCAUUUUCUGAAGCUCAGUCAAUAAAGAUUUUAAAA